This is a messenger RNA of Cooperia oncophora, 597 nucleotides long. NCBI's taxonomy places the organism in Eukaryota, Metazoa, Nematoda, Chromadorea, Rhabditida, Trichostrongylidae. The record is from the annotation of a GenBank genome assembly.
AUGCGUUUCCUGUCUCGUGUAUCUCUUGCACUCCUGCUAGCCACAGCAACAUUAGCACAAGACGAAGAAGAUUACGACUAUAGCGAUUACAGUGGUAAUACUGACCUAGGCGGUGGCAAUGGAAAUGGAAACAACCAAGGAGGCCAAGUGCAAGCUCCAGCAACACCCGCACCAGUGGUGGUAAAAACACCCGCACCAGUGGUGGUAAAAACACCCGCACCAGUGGUGGUAAAAACACCCGCACCAGUGGUGGUAACAACACCCGCACCCGUGGUGGUAACAACAACUGUGAAUCCAAACAACAUGAGGUGCCCACAAAAUAGCGGUGUGAAUGACCGGAUAAGAAAUGCUGCACUUGAAGGUCACAACUACAGAAGGUCGAGACUUGCCCAAGGAUUGGUCAAGAAUAAGAACGGCAAAAUCCUCCCACAGGCGACAAAUAUGCUCAAAUUGGUAAGCAAUCAAGUAUUGGUGGAGUCAGCUGAGAGUGGUCGAGGUAAUGUACCCGAUGCUAAGAUCUACACUCCGGGCAAUGCAUGCUCUCAGUGUCCCGGUGGCUAUCGCUGUGGCUCAGACAAGCUGUGCAGUCGCUCUUAG